Messenger RNA from Colletotrichum truncatum, 1005 nucleotides. RefSeq names its product ATP adenylyltransferase. Lineage: Eukaryota; Fungi; Ascomycota; Sordariomycetes; Glomerellales; Glomerellaceae. The record is from RefSeq and is a predicted model, not a curated record. Gene Ontology annotation, molecular function: ATP:ADP adenylyltransferase activity; ATP binding. Gene Ontology annotation, biological process: nucleotide metabolic process.
AUGGGAUCUCAGGAGGGCCUGGACGAGGUUUCUGUGCUCGCGAGAUUCGACGAGCUCGUUGCGCAGGGGACGGUGCUGUAUAGCCCCGACUUGAAAAAGGUGUAUCACACCGAUGAGGGGCUCAAGUUCGAAUUCCGUCUCACGUCAGCUCUGAAAUCGAAGCCAACCGCCGUAUGGGGCAACUCGGAGCUCGACGAGGAGCAGUCUGAUGGCGCCGCGGCCCCGGCAGCAAAGUCCAGACAUGCGGAAGUCACGCUGAGCGGGAAAAGCAUCGAGUUGGACGCAGACGGCCGCAUUCCGGGCGGCGACAUCUCGGUCGCGGGGUUCAUCGUCGACGCGGUGGACAACACUCACUUGCUCAUGUUUAACAAGUUCUGCGCGUACAGGCCUCACCUGAUUCUCCUGACGGCGGACGGUCACAGGAGGCAGUUUGAAGCGCUGAAGGAGGAUGACCUCGACGCCGCGACGAGGGUUCUAGGCGCGCUGAACCGCGGUAGCUCCGGCACCAAGGACGCAAGGGGCGACGGGGAUGAGUAUCUCGCCAUUUUCAACUGCGGCAAGGAGGGCGGGUGUAGUCGGCUUCAUAAGCAUAUGCAAAUCAUACCCGCCCCGCGGGAGUUUGCUCUCUGGCCCGACGAGAAGGUCGACGUGCCGUUUGAGUACUUUGUUCACCGCUUCUCCGCGGGCUGGCCGUCGCCGGGGGAUCUGGCUAGGGUGUAUGAGGAGAUGCUGAUGAGGGCUGCGCGUCUUGUGCCUGGUCGUGAGGACGUGGUGGAAGAAGACGAGGAUGGACACAAGAUCGCCGUGCCGCAUAAUGUCAUACUCGGCCGACGGUGGAUGGUUGUCAUCCCGAGGACGAAGGCGGGCGUCGACGGCGCGGAGGCGAAUGCAGCGGGGAUGCUGGGGAUGGUUUGGGCCUCGGGGGAGGAGACGCUGGAGAAGUGGUUGGCGUUGGGACCGAGAUGGGUUCUGGGGGAGGUUGGAGUGAGGAAGGUUGACGGGUAA